This is a messenger RNA of Callorhinchus milii (elephant shark), 1705 nucleotides long. It is a transcript of the gene cpne7, whose product is annotated as copine VII. The record is from RefSeq and is a predicted model, not a curated record. Lineage: Eukaryota; Metazoa; Chordata; Chondrichthyes; Chimaeriformes; Callorhinchidae. Gene Ontology annotation, molecular function: calcium-dependent phospholipid binding. Gene Ontology annotation, cellular component: plasma membrane. The coding region runs from base 1 to 1677 and encodes 558 amino acids. Gene Ontology annotation, biological process: cellular response to calcium ion. The transcript is spliced from 15 exons.
AUGACUGAGCUCACAGGUAGGGUGUCCCCAAAUUCAAUGGGAGUUGUGACAGCCACUUGUGUCUCCAAAGUGGAGCUACGCGUUUCCUGCAGGAAUUUGCUUGACAGAGACACACUCAACAAAUCUGACCCAUCUGUGUUACUUCUGAUGCAGUCUCAAGGACAUUGGAUGGAGUUCGACCGGACGGAAGUUAUAAAAAGUAAUCUGCAUCCAGUCUUCUCGAAAAUCUUUAAUUUGGAUUAUUAUUUCGAGGAGGUUCAGAAGCUCAGGUUUGAGGUCUAUGACAUUCACGGUCACUGCAGCAUUGGUACCCGUGAUGACGACUUUCUGGGGGGGAUGGAAUGUACCCUGGGACAGAUUGUAGCUCAAAAGAAGAUGACAAAGCCUUUGUUCCUAAAAUAUGGCAAAUAUGCUGGAAAAUCUACAAUUACGAUUAUUGCAGAGGAAAUAACUGGAAACAAUGGAUAUGUGGAACUGGCAUUUUGUGGCAAAAAGCUGGAUGAUAAGGACCUUUUCAGUAAAUCGGAUCCUUUCUUGGAAAUAUAUAGGAUCAACGAUGAUGACUCUGAUCAGCUUGUCUACAGGACAGAGGUUAUCAAGAACAACUUGAAUCCAGUGUGGGACCCCUUUAAAGUGUCCCUGAGCUCACUUUGUAGCUGUGAAGAAAAGAGAAAGCUAAAGUGUUUAAUCUGGGAUUAUGAUUCUCGUGGAAAACAUGACUUCAUCGGGGAGUUUUACACAAACUUUGAAGAAAUGCGGAAAGCGAUGGGAGACAAUAAGGUCAAUUGGGAUUGUAUUAAUCCUAAAUAUAAGGCAAAAAAGAGACAUUAUAAGAACUCAGGGGUUGUCAUGCUGCUGGACUGUAAGUUGCACAGGAUAUAUUCCUUUUUAGAUUACAUAAUGGGCGGAUGCCAGAUUCACUUUACGGUAGCCAUUGACUUCACAGCUUCAAAUGGAGACCCACGGAACAGCUGUUCUUUGCAUUACAUCAAUCCAUACCAGCCCAACGAGUAUCUGAAAGCUCUGAUCUCUGUCGGUGAGAUCUGUCAGGACUAUGACAGCGACAAGAAGUUUUCUGCCUUGGGAUUCGGAGCUAGAAUUCCACCUAAUUACGUGGUUUCGCACAACUUUGCCAUUAACUUCAAUUCUGAAGAUGAUGAAUGUGAAGGAAUACAGGGAGUCGUUCAGUCGUAUCAAAGCUGUCUACCCAAAAUCCAACUCUAUGGGCCAACUAAUGUGUCUCCGAUAAUAGGCAAAGUGGCUAAAGUGGCUGCUGAUGAAGAGAAGACCAAAGAAGCAUCUAAAUACUUCAUCCUGCUGAUUCUGACGGACGGAGUCGUCACUGACAUGGCUGAUACGAGGGAGGCAAUCGUCAGAGCAUCGUACCUUCCAAUGUCCAUCAUCAUUGUCGGGGUGGGGAACGCAGAUUUCACAGACAUGCAGAUACUGGAUGGAGACGAUGGGGUCCUCCGCUCCCCAAAGGGGGAACCUGCCCUCCGAGACAUCGUUCAGUUUGUGCCCUUCCGGGAAUUUAAAAAUGCGUCUCCGGCAGCUUUGGCAAAAUGCGUCUUAGCAGAGGUUCCAAAGCAAGUUGUGGAAUAUUACAGUUACAAGGCUAUUCCUCCAAAAUGCCCAAUACUGGACUCCUCGGGUUCCGCGUGUACCACACCUGAAUAAACUGACUGAGCUGUUCAAGUCUCCAAAG